UUUGACCUUGAUUUUUCUUUCUAAACUCCAUAUCAAAUCUUAAAACAGGUACUCAAUUGACGUAUAAUACAUAAAUUGUCAACUUGACAGAAGUUAAUUCAGUGGUUGUUCAAAAGUCAGCGUAUAGGUUAAGCCCAAACGAGCAAUAUGUUAAGUGCGUGUUAUUUUACUAUAAAUAGGGGUAUUUUGAGUGUUGUUAAUCAAGCAGGAACGUCACAUUAUAGAAGAGAUUUGUAUAAGAUUGUAUCAUGUAAAUUUUCAAGUGAUUCUUGCGCAGUUACAAAAUCAAAAGUUUAUGAAAAUCCUUUAGAAGCGGUUAAAGAUAUUAAAGAUGGAAGUAAACUAUUGGUGGGAGGAUUUGGUUUAUGCGGUAUUCCAGAAAAUUUAAUAGCCGCAUUAAGAAAACACACAGCAGGGAGUUAUACUGUUGUUUCAAACAAUGCGGGAGUUGAUGAUUUUGGUUUAGGUUUACUUUUAAAAGAUAAAAAGGUGAAACGGAUGAUAAGUUCUUAUGUAGGUGAAAACGCCGAAUUUGAACGUCAAUAUUUGUGUGGGGAAUUAGAAGUGGAAUUAACACCUCAAGGGACAUUAGCUGAAAGGAUAAGAGCUGGUGGUGCUGGUAUUCCAGCUUUUUUUACACCCACCGCUUUUGGUACUUUAAUUCAUGAAGGGGGGGCUCCUAUUAAAUAUGAUAAAAAUGGAAACGUUGAAAUAGCGAGUGAAAGGAGAUUAAAUCAGAUGUUUAAUGGGAAAAAUUAUAUUAUGGAAGAAGCCAUUACCGGGGAUUAUGCAUUAAUUAAAGCAUGGAAAGCCGAUAAAGCUGGGAAUUUAAUUUUUGCGAAAUCCGCGAGAAAUUUUAAUCCUACAAUGGCGCGUGCUGCUAAAAUCACAAUUGCGGAAGUAGAAGAAAUUGUGGAAAUUGGUGAAAUUUGCCCGGAUGAUGUUCAUCUACCUGGAAUAUAUGUCCAACGAAUUAUUAAAGGAGAGAAAUUUGAAAAAAGAAUCGAAAAAGUUACAGUUCAAAAAGUUCAAGAUAGUGUUACUUCAGUAGUGAAGAAAAAUCCUGCAGCUGUAACCCGCGAAAGAAUUUCAAGGAGAGUUGCUCUUGAAUUUAAGCACGGAAUGUAUGCUAAUUUGGGAAUUGGCAUCCCUAUGUUAUCCGCCAAUUACAUCCCAGAUGACGUUAAAGUUUACCUUCAAUCCGAAAAUGGUAUCCUUGGCCUUGGUCCUUUCCCUUAUCCAAAAGACGUAGAUCCCGAUCUUAUUAACGCAGGAAAACAAACUGUAACCGUUUUACCUGGUGCUUCUUAUUUUUCUAGCGACGAUAGUUUUGCAAUGAUUCGAGGUGGUCAUGUUGACUUGACGGUUUUAGGUGCAAUGGAGGUUUCUCAAUAUGGAGAUUUAGCAAACUGGAUGAUUCCGGGAAAAAUGGUUAAAGGAAUGGGAGGAGCAAUGGAUUUAGUCUCAUCUCCAGGCACAAAAGUCGUGGUUUGUAUGGAACAUUCAGCAAAAGAUGGAGCUCACAAAAUCUUAGAAAGCUGCACCUUGCCAUUAACAGGAAAAAAUUGUGUUAACACAAUAAUUACAGAAAAGGCUGUUUUCAAUGUUGACCCAGAAAAUGGGUUAACUCUUAUUGAAGUAGCUGAAGGUGUGCAAGUUGAAGAUAUCGUCGCUUCAACUGGUUGUACUUUCCAAGUUGCUCCAGAUUUGAAGCCAAUGGGUCAAGUGGCGGUUUGAGGUGUCGGGGCUUUUAUUAAUUAAGAUUAAAAUUGAUUUAUGUUUUUAUUAUAAAUAAAUCUAAAAAAAUUCAUUGCACUCCUA
This is a messenger RNA of Onthophagus taurus, 1821 nucleotides long. It is a transcript of the gene SCOT, whose product is annotated as Succinyl-CoA:3-ketoacid CoA transferase. Lineage: Eukaryota; Metazoa; Arthropoda; Insecta; Coleoptera; Scarabaeidae. The record is from RefSeq and is a predicted model, not a curated record. Gene Ontology annotation, molecular function: succinyl-CoA:3-oxo-acid CoA-transferase activity. Gene Ontology annotation, biological process: ketone body catabolic process. Gene Ontology annotation, cellular component: mitochondrion.